This is a messenger RNA of Carlito syrichta (Philippine tarsier), 654 nucleotides long. Its product is annotated as NKG2-A/NKG2-B type II integral membrane protein-like. The transcript is spliced from 5 exons. Gene Ontology annotation, biological process: stimulatory C-type lectin receptor signaling pathway; positive regulation of natural killer cell mediated cytotoxicity. Lineage: Eukaryota; Metazoa; Chordata; Mammalia; Primates; Tarsiidae. Bases 1 to 654 code for a protein of 217 amino acids. The record is from RefSeq and is a predicted model, not a curated record.
AUGGAUAAUCACAGAGUAAUCUACUCAAAACUCAAUUUGCCCACAAACCCAAAGAACCAGGAGAGAAAUAAGGGCAAAAAAAGCUCCAUUUUAGUAACUGAACAGGAAAUAACCUAUGCGGAAUUAAGCCUUCAUACUGCUUCUCAGGAUCUUCUAAACAAUGACAAAACUUUCCGCAGUAAAGAUUUAUUACCACCUCCAGAGAAGCUCAUUGCUGGCAUCCUGGGGAUUAUCUGUUUGGCAUUAAUAGUGACCAUGGUAACAAUAGUUAUUAUUCAUUCAUAUAAUUGUAGUUGUCCAGAGGAAUGGUUUACAUAUUCCAACAGCUGUUACUACCUUGGAAAGGAAACAAAAACUUGGGAUGAGAGUGUGAUGGCAUGUGCUUCUAUGAACUCCAGUCUGCUUUAUAUAGAUUUUGAAGAAGAAACGAAACUUCUGGACUCUCUCGUACAUGAAGCAUGGAUUGGAGUCUCCCGUAACAGUACUGAUCAUCCAUGGGUGUCAAUAAGGGGCACAAUGUUCAAACAUAAGAUAAAAGAAUAUUUUGCUCAAUACAACUGUGCAAGGAUACGCUUCCAACGACUUCAGGCAAACAGAUGUGGAGUUCCACAACUGUAUAGUUGUAAGCAUACGUUUCAGAAUUCAAACACCUGA